This is a messenger RNA of Perkinsus marinus ATCC 50983, 633 nucleotides long. RefSeq lists its product as hypothetical. The record is from RefSeq and is a predicted model, not a curated record. Bases 1 to 633 code for a protein of 210 amino acids. NCBI's taxonomy places the organism in Eukaryota, Perkinsozoa, Perkinsida, Perkinsidae. The transcript is spliced from 2 exons.
AUGCGGGUUAAGAAGCUCAUCCUCCGCGUGUUGGAUCCACAGUACCCUCCAGCUGAAGGGGUUGACAAAGUGUGGUAUCCCAACAAUGAUGUGACUCAGAGUGCUAUGUUUACUGAGCUCUUGAUUAAAUUGAAAGACACGUCGGUUGAAGAAGUGGAGUUUUUACCUUACGUUUUCGAUGAGCAUUCACGAUCUUCAUGGAGGAAAUGGUCCGCCAAUGGACGACAAGUUAUGGCUGGUGUCUAUGCUUUUGCCGCAGAGUACAACAAGCAUCUUCCUACUGGGGUUAAGAUCACUGGAGUUACAGUAGACUACGAGGAACUCAAUAGGGAUCCUACUGAGUAUGCUAUGCUCAGCGAUCCCACAGGUGAGCGCUUAUUUAAAGGUGGUCACACUGAUCUUAAAUUUGGAAUCGCUUUAACUCGAGGGAAAACCGAGGAGAUUGUGUCCUUCUCAUGGACCGAUAACUUUUACUUGGAGAUGUACGACUUGGGAUACAACUUCUCCCCCUUCCUCCGAUAUAAAAAUCAACCAGUGCAGUUGAUACAUUUCUUAGCCGAAGAUGUGCUAGGACCUAAUCUCAUUGAGGCCUACAACAAGCAUCAUGACAAGGAACAGUAUUGCCAAUUCUAG